CAAUGCAUCAACAAGAACAACUGCAGGAAGAAAAAGACAGUCAUAAUGAAAUCUCGUGGCCAUCUUCUGGAACCGACCAGCAACAGCCUAUGUUUGGGUGUAUGGCUCGGAACGGAGAUCACACUGCCAUGCAGCAGCAUUAUGUUCAACAACAGAUUCAAGAGCUCGAGUCUUUUCGAAAGCACCACCAGCAACCGCUACAUUAUCCGCAGCCCAGGGCUGAUGUAAUUUCUCAAGUUCCAACCUCCAGCCACGAUCACAUCUGCUCGCAUUUGUACCACAAUGGCUAUCUGCAAGGACUCUAUGCCGAUUUGGUUGUCAGGAUUCAACAGCAAGGUCCUCCCGGAUUCAAACUAUUGGUUGAUGGACUAAUAUUCAACUUGCACAGAAUAAUUGCCAUUCGCAGCCCUGUUUUGGCAACACUUCUGCACGAGCAAGAGAUGUCUGGCGAAUAUCAGCCCAUGGCUUCGGUUAUACUUAAUACAGAAGAUCCAUGCAUUACUCCACAAGGUGUUGGAAUUGCUUUUGGGCAUCUUUAUUCCUCUAAUGGACAUGCACUUUUAUCUCCUAAACACGGUAGUAAGCCAGACCCUGAUCGCUCCAUCCUUUUGCGUGCAGUUUUUGCUAGCGCAUAUCUCCUCGGCCUUUCAGAUUUAAUUGCAAUGACCAGUGACUACAUCAAAGAUGAUAUCUCCUCCAGCUCUGUACUUGGAUACUGCCAGUUUGUUUCUCAGCCCAACUCUGCAAGAUAUGGUCCUGCCAUAACCCUACUUCGUGAGAGCAUUUUUACUUUUCUUUGUAAAGGCUUGAUUGGUGAAAUUUCUGAGAGGGUCGGUUUAAUUUGGCAGAAAAAAGACAGUGAAGGAUAUAAAACUCUUGUACAACUGUUUGCCGAACUUCCCUUUGAAUGGCUAAAGCGUACUGUCGAGUCUAAGUCGUUUGAGGUGGCUAGUGAAUUGGAACGGUUUGCAUUUGCAAAGGAGAUCAUUCAACUUCGUGCUCGCUCACGCUCUCCUUCGACACCCUCUCUUAUAAUGGCUGGUGAUGAAAAUGUGUUGCUUUCAUUUGGAGGUAGCAAGAUCAGCGGUAGUGGUGUCACCAUCGUAAGAAAGGCUCUUCGUCACUCCUUUUCUCAAUCCCUUGGACACAUUCAUUUGACCACCUCUGAAACCAACGGUGCAGGUGCUAACGGAUUUAAUCAUACACAGCAACUACAGCCUGAACGACGCGUCUGGAAAGCUAGUCAUUAGUCUUGCCUGGAUGAACAAAAAUGUUGAUCUUAAAAAAACAAUACAAAAUUAAAACUAUCAGUGUGGUUUUUUCUG
Messenger RNA from Batrachochytrium dendrobatidis JAM81, 1325 nucleotides. RefSeq lists its product as uncharacterized. Lineage: Eukaryota; Fungi; Chytridiomycota; Chytridiomycetes; Rhizophydiales. The record is from RefSeq and is a predicted model, not a curated record. The transcript is spliced from 3 exons. The coding region runs from base 3 to 1250 and encodes 415 amino acids.